CAUACCAUAACAAAGAUGGCGGACGAAAACGUUUUCGUGUUCCCUGAGAUCAUUCUUUUGAAGAUAUUUAACAAUUUGUCUUUGAAAGAAUUAGUAGGAGCCCGACUUGUAUGCAAGCGUUGGAAUAACCUKGUAAGGUCAGAAAGUCUUUGGGAGAAGUUUAUUCCGAAAUGGCCCUGCUUCGUUCGUCCGAAGAGGAGUGCAUUUCGAACUGUUAAAUCAAUGUGGAAGUCAAGCAUCGAUAUUGGAGACGAAAAAUGGUAUCCCAAUCCUCUACCAGAGAUUACAAGCUACGAAAKCCGAUUAUUUAAAGCAUUUCUUCACCAGCGAAUAAGUCUUGCGCCAAUCGGAAACCGCGUCCUAAGUACAARAACAAGGAUGUAUUUCAGACUGAAUCCUUGCUACGACUUCACAAACGAUUUUUACUCCAGGCAAGGUGAUAUGAAUGAGGUUGGUAGAUACCUUUGGGAACAAUUCAGAGAUAAAGUGUAUGGAAAGUGCGCUUGUUGUGCCAUGUUUUCCCACUCGGAAAAUAUUAGUCGUAAAAACAUUUUGGAAACCAUCUUGCAAGACUUAGAGCCUGGUUGGUUCUUAGAGGGACUUGGUUUAGAGCACCGUCAACUMGAUAUGGACGGCAAUAUCGUUAAUUCCUCACCUGAUGAAGACGAUACAGAAAUACCAGAAGAUGAUCUUGGCGAYUUUURUUUUUCAGCUGAAAAUUCGAGCAUKUUUGGCUCAUACGAUAACCCCAGAGCCUGGACUAACAAAGUGAAUCAACGACUUCCGGUUCAUCUAUAUAAACAAUUGAGGGCUCUGUUCGUAGACAACAGUGCUCAUUAUUUCUUUAACGAUGGAUGUGCAGAUAGAAAUUAUAACUAUGAUUUGUCCUUAAUGAUUAGUGAUACUGUUGUCUUUUUUARGAAUAUUUCGUACGAUGCAUGAUUUCAGUCAUUUGUCUGCCAUUCUGGGCUCAUUAAUAAUAUURAUAUUCAUUAAUAAAAACUCAUAUAUUAAACUACACUUUAUGACGAAAUAAAAGUAAAGAUAUGAAAUAAAUAAAUAAUUUGAA
Exaiptasia diaphana is the source of this 1069-nucleotide messenger RNA. RefSeq lists its product as uncharacterized. The record is from RefSeq and is a predicted model, not a curated record. Gene Ontology annotation, molecular function: protein binding. Bases 16 to 942 code for a protein of 308 amino acids. Lineage: Eukaryota; Metazoa; Cnidaria; Anthozoa; Actiniaria; Aiptasiidae. The transcript has a single exon.